UUUAGAUAAACUUAAAUUAACUUUUUUUAAUUUAAUUUGUGUUUAUUGUUAAGGUGAAUAGUUUAAUUUAAAAUUAAGGAAACGAUUUCAACACCACACAUUUAUAAAAAAAUUUAAUUCGUGUGCUUUACAUUUACAUAUGAUAAGAAAACACAUUUUUUAAAAUAAUUAAAGCAGGUGUUUACUAACAUGAUAACGUGUUCAAAGUUCAAUACUAGUAACCAUAAGAAUGUCUCUAGUAGGAAAACUUGCUUUUGUAACAGGUGGAGGUCAGGGCAUUGGUCGAGCGACAUGUAGAAUAUUGUCCAGAGAAGGGGCUUCGGUAGUUGUGGGUGACAAAGUUCCGAGCACUGUAGAAGAAACUUUGAAAACAAUCAACAAAGAACAGAAAGGCGAACACUUGGGCGUUGAAUUGGACGUAGGCAAGGCCCAAAGCAUUAACAAUGCCUUAAAAAAAGUCGUAGAAAAGUACUCGAAACCUCCCACAGUAAUAGUCAACUGCGCUGGAAUUACUAGAGAUAAUUUCAUAUUGAAAUUAUCCGAGGAAGAUUUCGAUGAAGUACUUAACAUAAAUUUAAAGGGUACUUUCCUUGUAAUGAAAACAUUUACAAAUGCAAUGGUUGAACACGGCCUAACAAAUGGCUCGAUAGUUAACAUUUCCAGUAUAGUUGGUAAAUAUGGGAACAUAGGACAAAGUAACUAUUCAGCUAGCAAAGCUGGUGUUGAGUUAUUAACGAAAACAGCCUCCAAGGAGUUUGGGAAAAUGGGUAUAAGAGUAAACACAAUUUUUCCCGGCAUGAUAAAAACUAGAAUGAUCGAAACAGUACCUGAUAAGGUUAAAGCGCAAUUUAAAAGCAUGAUUCCAUUGGGUAGAUUUGGAGAACCCGAAGAAAUUGCCGAAGUAAUAGCAUUCUUAGCUUCAGACAAAAGUUCUUUCAUAACUGGGGCUUCUAUUAAUGUAACAGGAGGAUUUUGAAUUACAUUGGUAAUACAAAUAAACGAUUAAUAA
Molecule: messenger RNA, 1009 nt
Organism: Phyllotreta striolata
Lineage: Eukaryota; Metazoa; Arthropoda; Insecta; Coleoptera; Chrysomelidae
Source: the annotation of a GenBank genome assembly